Aphidius gifuensis is the source of this 1628-nucleotide messenger RNA. Its product is annotated as tubulin alpha-4 chain-like. The record is from RefSeq and is a predicted model, not a curated record. The transcript has 7 exons. NCBI's taxonomy places the organism in Eukaryota, Metazoa, Arthropoda, Insecta, Hymenoptera, Braconidae. Gene Ontology annotation, molecular function: GTP binding; structural constituent of cytoskeleton. Gene Ontology annotation, biological process: mitotic cell cycle; microtubule cytoskeleton organization. The coding region runs from base 233 to 1588 and encodes 451 amino acids. Gene Ontology annotation, cellular component: microtubule; cytoplasm.
AAAAAACAAUUGAAUAGUUAUUUUUAUUUUAAUCUAAAAUUAUAUAAUGUCAUUUUGACAGCUAAAAAAACUUAUUUGGAAUUUAUUUUUUUAAAUUAUUGUUAAAAAAUUAAAUUUAUUUUUGAUAUGACAAAUUUUUUGUAAAUAUAUUUUAUAUUAAUUCUCGUUUUAUAAUAAAUCAAAAUCUUCAAGUUAAUAAUUAGUUGAAUAAUUAAAAUAAUUAUAAAUAAUCAUGAGCAAACAAAGAGAAUGCAUCAGUAUUCAUAUUGGUCAAGCUGGUGUACAAAUGGGUUCAACAUGCUGGGAAUUGUAUUGUCUGGAGCAUAAAAUUCAACCAAAUGGACAAAUUGAAGAUAAUCGUGAACCAGAAUUAGAUGAUGAUGGUAUUGAAACAUUUUUUGUUCAUCCAUCAACUGGAAAAUUUGUUCCACGUGCAAUAAUGGUUGAUUUGGAACCAUCUGUUAUUUCUGAAUUUAGAAAUUCAAAACAUCAAGGUUUAUUUCAUCCUGAUCAAUUGAUAUCUGGCAAAGAAGAUGCAGCAAAUAAUUUUGCACGUGGUUAUUAUACUGUUGGUCAAAAAUUACUUGAAAAAGUUUACGAAAAAAUAAGAAUCAUUGCUGAAAAUUGUCAUGGACUGAUGGGUUUUUUAAUAUUUCAUUCACUUGGUGGAGGAACUGGUUCAGGUUUUUAUUCAUUAUUAAUGGAAACACUUUGUCGUCAAUAUCCUAAAAAAAGUAUUCUUGAAUUUACAAUAUCACCAUCACCAACAAUAAGUACAGCUGUUGUUGAACCAUACAAUGCAAUAUUAUCAACAUCAUCAACACUUGAUGAUUCAAUAUGUUCAUUUAUGGUUGACAAUGAAGCACUUUAUGAUGUUUGUCGUCGUAAAUUAGGUCUAGAUCGUCCAAAUUAUUCAAGUUUAAAUCGUCUUAUAAGCCAAGUUGUUUCAUCAAUAACAGCAAGCAUGAGAUUUAAUGGAGCAUUAAAUGUUGAUUUAUCAGAAUUUCAAACAAAUUUAGUACCAUAUCCAAGAAUACAUUUUCCCAUUUGUGCAUAUGCACCUGUAUCAAGUACAGCUCAAGUUGAUCACAACACAAUGACUGUUGCUGAAUUAACAACUGAAUGUUUUGAACCAAAUAAUUUGUUAGCUAAAUGUGACACAAUGUCUGGAAAAUACAUGGCAUGCUGUUUGUUGUAUCGAGGUGAUGUUGUUCCAAAAGACGUUAAUUUUGCAAUAGCAUAUAUUAAACAAAAAAAAUCAAUUCAAUUUGUUGACUGGUCACCAACUGGUUUCAAGGUUGGUAUAAAUUGUCAGCCACCAACAGCAAUACCAAAUGGUGAAAUAGCACAAGUACAAAGAGCUGUUGCAAUGCUCAGUAAUACAACAGCAAUUGUUGAUGUUUGGUCACGAUUAAAUCGUCAAUUUAAUUUAAUGUAUAAAAAACGUGCUUUUGUACAUUGGUAUCAGAGUGAAGGAAUGGAGCUUGAUGAAUUUGGUGAAGCUAGAGAAAAUCUUUCAGCUCUUGAACUUGAUUAUUCCGAAAUUUAUCAAAAUCUUGAGGAAGAAAUUGAUGAGGAAGAAAUUUAAGCAUUAUUUUUUUUAUUUUAAUUAUUUUUUUUAAUAGCAU